GCCCAGCCACAGUGCGGCCGCCAUGGCGUCGCCCUUCAGCGGGGCGUUGCAGCUUACAGACCUGGAUGACUUCAUCGGGCCGUCUCAGGACUGCAUCAAGCCCAUGAAGGUAGAUAAGAGGUCGGGAAGCGGCGUGGCCAAGAUCCACAUCGAAGAUGAUGGGAGUUAUUUCCAGGUCUCACAGGAUGGAGGGACUCGGAAGCUGGAGAAGGCCAAGAUCUCGCUGGAUGACUGCCUGGCGUGCAGUGGCUGUGUCACCUCGGCAGAGACCGUGCUCAUCACUCAGCAAAGCCACGAGGAGCUGCGCAAGGUUCUAAAUGCCAAUAAAACAGCGGCCCCCGGUCAAGAGAGGCUGGUUGUCGUUUCUGUCUCGCCCCAGUCCAGGGCGUCGCUGGCCGCACAGUUCGGGCUGAACCCUACAGACACCGCCAGGAAGCUUACUGCAUUCUUUAAGACAAUCGGGGUGCAUUACGUGUUCGAUACGUCCUUCUCGAGGAACUUCAGUCUCCUUGAGAGCCAGCGAGAGUUUGUGCGGCGGUUCCGAGGACAGGCCAACUCCAGGCAGGCCUUGCCCGUGCUCACAUCCGCCUGCCCAGGCUGGAUCUGCUACGCUGAGAAGACGCACGGAAGCCUCCUCAUCCCCUACCUCAGCACCGCUCGCUCCCCGCAGCAGGUCAUGGGCUCCCUGGUCAAGGACUUCUUUGCCCAGCAGCAGGCUCCUUUACCGUCAGGUCAGGCAGCAGCUCCACGUUUCCACGUUUCUCUGCAGCAUUUGACCCCCGACAGGAUCUACCACGUGACGGUGAUGCCCUGCUAUGACAAAAAACUGGAAGCUUCCAGACCAGACUUCUUCAACCAGGAGUACCAGACGCGUGAUGUGGAUUGCGUUGUUACCACAGGAGAAGUCUUCAAGUUGCUGGAAGAAGAAGGGGUCUCACUCCCGGAACUGGAGCCCGCCCCCCUGGACAGCCUGUGCAGCAGUGUGCCUGCCCAGGAGCUCAGCAGCCAUCGGGGCGGGGGCUCAGGGGGCUACCUGGAGCAUGUGUUCCGGCACGCGGCCCGGGAGCUCUUUGGAAUCCAUGUGGAUGAAGUCACCUACAGACCCCUGAGGAACAAGGACUUCCAGGAGGUGACCCUGGAAAAGGAGGGCCAAGUGGUGCUGCACUUUGCUGCGGCCUACGGCUUCCGCAACAUCCAGAACCUGGUGCAGAAGCUCAAGCGGGGGCGCUGCCCGUACCAUUACGUGGAGGUCAUGGCCUGCCCCGCAGGCUGCUUGAAUGGCGGAGGCCAGCUCAAGGCCCCCACCACGCCUGGCAAGGAGCUUCUCCAGCGUGUGGAGACGCUGUACGGCAUGGUCAGGGCCGAGGCGCCGGAGGACGCGCCUGGCGUCCAGGAACUGUACGGGGACUGGCUGCAGGGCUGGGGCUCGGAGCGCGCCGGCCGCCUGCUGCACACGCGCUACCACGCAGUGGAGAAGGCCAGCUCUGGCCUCGGUGUCAGGUGGUAGGAGGCCCUGCUGAGCCCGCCACAGCCAGCACCCGCUCCCAGGAAGGUCAUGUGCCGGAGUCCACACCAAGACGGGCCUCGGGAACUGGAACCCACGGCCAGGACAGGUGACCUCCAGCCCACGCUUGCCCUGACUGCCCGCUGCAGGAGGUCAGACAGUCCAAGGUCCCAGACCCUGCCCGCAGGCCUGGGGGGUCUGCGAGCAGGGUCCUUGCUGCUCCUGCCUUGUGGCCUGAGCGUGUGAGGGUUUUCAGCCGGUCCCCUGGGUGGUGUAAGGCUAAGCAAAAGUGGGGGUCCCCAUCCCCCUUAUGGGGUCACCCUGAAGCCAGGCUGUGAAGGACAGUGACGGCUGCACCUCCCGGGCCGGUCAAACUUGUAGCCCAGCGUGAGGAGCCCUCCUGCACUGGGUGGCCGAGAACGCUGGCCGGAGAAGGGUGCCCAGCCCACAGCACCCCCUGCCAGGGUGCAGUACCACCCUACCUGGGACUGGCCAUUGAUGCCAGGCGUGCCCUCUGAGACCUGAGAACGUGCGCUCUCUGGGCAGAGUUCCAGGUGGGAAGCAGACUGUGAGAGACCCCUGAGAUUACGCAUUAAGUCCCCUCUCCACAGCUGGGUCCCCAGGGGCGGGGGACGGAUCAGGCUGAGCCCACCAGGCCCAUCCUCAUUGGGCCCCACAUCCAAUAAACAGAUCUCUCUCCAGA
This is a messenger RNA of Hyaena hyaena (striped hyena), 2207 nucleotides long. It is a transcript of the gene CIAO3, whose product is annotated as cytosolic iron-sulfur assembly component 3. Gene Ontology annotation, cellular component: cytosolic [4Fe-4S] assembly targeting complex. The transcript is spliced from 11 exons. The record is from RefSeq and is a predicted model, not a curated record. Bases 23 to 1507 code for a protein of 494 amino acids. Gene Ontology annotation, molecular function: 4 iron, 4 sulfur cluster binding. NCBI's taxonomy places the organism in Eukaryota, Metazoa, Chordata, Mammalia, Carnivora, Hyaenidae. Gene Ontology annotation, biological process: iron-sulfur cluster assembly.